UUUCUUAUCUGGACAUUUCACAUUCAUAAAUGCAAGUUUACAAAGGGCAAACCUAUUUUUGUAGUGCUUGAAAAAGAGAUUCAAAUGUAGAUGUGAUGUCAACAUCUAAAAAUAGUAAACCCAUUAAAACGGUUACUAUUAGCUCCUUUUACAAAACUGCAUAUCCUAUGGAUAUGUAAAAUAUGUGUAAUUUAGUUGUACACUGAUGAGUGUGAGCUUGUUUAAGAUUUUAAAUAAGAGAAUCUGUCAAGAUUCUCCUUAUGUGUGUGCUGCAACCAGAAUUUUUAAUCUUUCCGAAUUUUAAAACUCCUGUAGUCUGAGCCAGGUUUAAGAUUUUAAAUAAGAGAAUCUGUUAAGAUUCUCCUUAUGUGUGUGCUGCAGCCAGAAUUUGAAAUCUGUCAGGAUUUUAAAACUCCUGUAGUCUGAGCCAGGCUUUAGGGACCUUUGAGAAAUGGAUAGAUACUAAAUGCUUAUUUUAAGAAAAUAGCACAGUUUUUUACCUUUGAUGCAUUUGAACAUGUUGUUGGGGAUUCUAAUACAACAUUAGGACACUUACAAAAACCUUUAAACCUGCUCUUUAAGAAACUAAAUAUACAUAUAUAAAUCACUACAGAUGUCGAUUAUAAGAAAUAAACAUUGCUUACUUCAGAUUGAGCAUCAAACACAAAGUUUCCCAAUCAGGACAAAUGUUUGUUUGAGGCCAUCAGCCACGCUGACUUCCUCCAUUACAACGCUGACUUAGUCUACUCCCGCUACCCCUUUUCAACCUGAGAGUAUAGCUAGCUACUGCCCCGUCAUGGCGUGUAGUGAAAUUACAAAAAACAAAACAUGAAAACCAGAAGAAAACAUGGUAACAGGUUUGUAACCGUUACAAUAUAUUGAACAUAGUGAGUUAUUUUUGUUGCAGCACCUUAGUGCAGUUUUGAAACGUUCAACUUUUUUAAAUGUUUUUUUUUUUUUAAGUUGAACUUUUAAAAAAAAGUGCUUUCAAAUACUUAGUUAAAAUCACAUUUCAUAUGUGGAUGUAUGCUGUUUAUAUUGUUAUUGUUCAUGGGUCUGGUUUGCUUGUUUCAGGUAAAAUGUUCAAAUCGUUGGACUUGCCACUGAUUGUGGAGUUUAUUCUAAUGUUCUACAAAGACAAGCCCAUUGAUUGGCUGCUGGACCACAUCAUGUGGGUGAAGGUGUGCAACCCAGAAAAAGAUGCGAAACAUUGUGAUAGACAGAAGGCAAAUCUGCGCAUCCGCUUUAAACCGUCUCUCUUUCAACAUGUCGGAACACACUCUUCCCUCGCUGGAAAGAUCCAGAAACUCAAGGAUAAGGAUUUCGGAAAGCAGACGCUACAUAAAGGUCAUGCUAAUCCUCUAGCUGAGGUCACCACCAGUCUGAAAACCUACCAGCACUUCACGCUGGAGAAGGCCUAUCUGGGAGAAGACUUCUUUUGGGCCUUUACACCUGUGGCUGGAGACUUUAUACGCAUCCGAUUCUUUACACCUGUCCGUGUAGAGAGGUAUUUCUUCCGCAGUGGAAACAUCGAGCACCCUGGAGACAAGCUUUUCAACACAACAGUGGAGGUUCUUCCAUUCGAUAAUUUUCAGUCAGAGAAAGAGGCAUUAAAGGAGGGACGAGAGAAGACGCCGAAGUACCAGCGCACAGAAGAUGGCUUCAUCAGAAUAGCCUGAGUGUGACCCAAAUGCUGUCAUAAUGGUGAAGACAAAGGAGCUCUCUGAGGACAUCAGAAGUGCUAUUAUUAGAAAACACAAGGCUAUCUCCAAAGAUCUUGGUAUGCCUGUUUCAGCAGUGUUAUUAAAAAGUUUGCAAAGCAUGGAACUGUCAUGAACCUCCCUAGGCGUAGGGAAAAUAGGAAAACUGAUGAGAGAUCUCUUCGAAGGUUGGUGCAAAUGGUGGAAAAAACAUAUUGUGUAACAUUCAAAGACCUGAAGGCCAACCUGGAACAGUCUGAGGUCAUGGUUUUAACAAGUACGCCACACACUAAACCAAGCAGGGCUUCAUGGGUGGAGGCCAAGAAAGACACCAUUGCUGAAGAGAAGACAUAAAAAGGAACAACUGAUCUUGCCAAAGAGUACCUGGACAAACCACAAUCCUCCUGAGAAAAUAUUCCGUGGACAGAUUAAACAAAAAUAGAGCUUUUUGACAAUGCACACCAACAGUUUGUUUACAGACGGCGCUGUGAACCUUAUAAGGUAAAGAACACCCUGUCAACAGUUACGCAUGGUGGAGGAUCUAUAAUGCUGUGGGGCUGCUUUGAUGUGUUUGGUACUGGAGUCCUUGACUGUAUCAAAGCAAUCAUGAAAUCAGAGAAUUACAAAGAGAUUUUAGAGCAAAAUGUCCUACCCAGUGUAAAAAAACUUGGUUUGAGUCAAAGAUCAUGGGUUCUUCAACAAGACAAAGACCCAAAGCACACACCCAAAUCAUGCAGAUAUGGUUUAAAAGGA
Molecule: messenger RNA, 2453 nt
Organism: Triplophysa rosa
Lineage: Eukaryota; Metazoa; Chordata; Actinopteri; Cypriniformes; Nemacheilidae
Gene: mgat4b
Product: alpha-1,3-mannosyl-glycoprotein 4-beta-N-acetylglucosaminyltransferase B
Exons: 6
Coding region: 1017-1679 (220 amino acids)
Biological process (GO): protein N-linked glycosylation
Cellular component (GO): Golgi stack; endoplasmic reticulum-Golgi intermediate compartment; endoplasmic reticulum
Molecular function (GO): acetylglucosaminyltransferase activity
Source: RefSeq, a predicted model, not a curated record